AUGUCAGCCGAAGAAGACUUGCCGAUGCUUCUGACUGGUCGACUAGAAGCUGCUCGAUCGCUAGAACAACAACUUCUCGGCAAGCAAUAUGCAUCCAUACAAGGAGUCAGCAAAUUGCGGAAUCGACUUGCUAGUGAACUGAAAUUUCUCGAAGGGAUCGAGUCUGGUAAGACACCAUUGGAGAGGAAAUACAUAGAGACAAGCAAUGUGACACAUUUCGAAAAUAUAGUUUCUGGUAUUGGACGAUUUCAUGGGGUUCAGGCUGUUUUCCACACAUUUUCUAUUCUUGAUCCAGAGACGGAUUCGGUGUUGAAGCAUACAGUGGAUAUCGUUGCAAAGAGAGGCGAUCAGUGGGUAAAAGUCAUUUCACGCUCGGCUAAAGGUAUUUGUAUGGAUUGGCUGACUGGAAGCUCCCGAAAUAUUUUUGAGCAAGCCGAUACCUACUUAAAUAUGGCCGCACUUUUUCAAAGGAAUUUUUGCGCACCUGAAGUUGUCUUUGAAUUUGUCGCUGGCGUUCCCGAUGCUAUGGCGUCGAAGUUGCGAUCUCUUGGCGUUAUCGUCAUAGGAGAAGAGAUUCCAAUUGACUCAAUUACCAAAGUGCCGGAAGACUUUAUGGAGAUGCUGAUGAAUGACGUUGAAGAGAAUGAUAGAGUGCCAACGAAUGGUUCCGAGCCAUCGCAACCACCUCCGGUUAAUCUGGAUGUGUCAGCUGUGUUCGUCCUGAUCUCAAAUAUGACGCAUGAAAAUGGGACAAACCACGUGUAA
This is a messenger RNA of Ostertagia ostertagi, 765 nucleotides long. NCBI's taxonomy places the organism in Eukaryota, Metazoa, Nematoda, Chromadorea, Rhabditida, Trichostrongylidae. The record is from the annotation of a GenBank genome assembly.